AUAACAUGUUGAGUUCGGUGCCUUUCCACUGUACGAGGAUUACGUGAACGCACCAUGACACUGUCAGCUAGCCUAGCCGGCUAAAUUGGCUAAUCUGAUUUAUCGUCUCGGUUAAGCGCACGUAACGCUAGACAGGAUUACCAAAUUUAGUUUCUCAUAUUUAUCGUUUAACGCAAUAUCUGUCUGACGUCAAAUAGCCACCUAUUUCAGUAAUGGCAUCGCUUGGGGAGCCCGUGCGGUUGGAAAGAGAUAUUAACCGUGCCGUUGAACUGCUUGAUAAGCUGCAGAGGACCGGGGAAGUGCCACCCCAGAAGCUGCAGGCGCUGCAGAGGGUCUUACAGAGUGAAUUCUGUAACGCUGUCAGAGAAGUUUAUGAACAUGUUUAUGAAACAGUGGACAUCAACAGCAGUCCUGAGGUCCGGGCCAACGCUACAGCUAAGGCUACUGUGGCAGCUUUUGCAGCAAGUGAGGGUCACUCGCAUCCUCGUGUCGUGGAAUUGCCCAAGACAGAAGAAGGCCUUGGUUUCAAUAUAAUGGGUGGAAAGGAGCAAAACUCACCGAUAUACAUCUCCCGAAUCAUCCCAGGAGGCAUUGCUGACCGACAUGGAGGUCUGAAGAGAGGCGACCAGCUUCUCUCUGUUAAUGGGGUGAGCGUGGAAGGUGAGCACCAUGAGAAAGCUGUGGAACUCCUCAAAGCAGCUCAGGGCACAGUGAAGCUGGUAGUAAGGUACACCCCCAAAGUCCUUGAGGAAAUGGAGUCACGCUUUGAGAAAAUGAGGUCGGCAAAGCGCCGGCAACAGAACAACUAUCCCCAGUAGGAUUUUUCCGUGCUCAUGCCCAGCUCAUAACUCUCUACUCUUCUAGCUUUCUGGCCAUUUGUUCUGGUCUCUUUCUUAUCCCCUUACCCAAAAAACCAUAACAAACGUACUAGAAGUUUAGUCUGGUUCCUACUCACACAUACUGGAUAUUGUUCUUCUGCCAUUUUCUGCAGCAUUUGUAAUAUUCACCGUUGUUACACUGGACACUACAACUCUAGACAAACACUAGAAUGAUCAUGAUUGUCAGUGUAGGUGGUCACUCACAUGUGUGCAUUAUUUUUGAAAUGACAAUUUGAAUGCAAGCUUGAGACAAACUACACAACUCCUUAGACUGGAUCAGUAGUGUUUUUAAUUCUUUCAUCACAGCCACUACCAAGUGCCUCAGGGCAAACACAUUUAUCUUAUGUACUGUGUUCACAGUUCUUUAUUUCUUUUUUUUUUAAUGGUUACAAGUCAAGUACUGGUAAUUAAAUGCUUGUGGCAGGAUUUAUUACAUGCUUUGCAUCAGUUAUUCUCAAAGAUCAUUUCAUAUGAUGUAAAUACAUAUGAAACAUAUGUAAAACCCUUUAAUUGUGCAGACUUAUAAAAGAUGCAAUUUUAUUUUUACUGGCACUCUACAAUAAAGACUCAUUCAGACUUGUGUCUGAAUGAGGAAGAUUUGAAGGAGCUGAAGACAGUUUGAAUUAAUAUAAAAAAAAAAGAUAUGUUGAUAAUAAGGGAAACACAAACAAACAAAAAUAAUGGAUUACCUUUAGUGUUUUUCUCUGGGCUUGCUCUUUAGGUUUUCUAAAGUUGUGCCACACUACAAAAAGCUCAGCAGGUACUGCAAAUGAAGUAAUUGGGGGGGGGGGUCUCAACAACUUUUGAACAAAAUUUCUGCCACCACAGAAACUCAAAUUUUUUACUUGAAUCAAAGUAAGAAAUCAGAUGCUGUCAGCAUGACGAGACGAAACCUGUUUGGCCUCAGAUUAAUUUGUCUUGGCAUAAAUCAGUGAUGUUCUGUAUUCAGGUGUUCUGUGUGUUGCCAGGUACAAUGCGUACUUAAUAAGAAGUCAGAAGCUUAACAUUUGUCUUUGAUGUCUGCGAAAAACUCCUUGUUAGGAUUGUUAGCAUCGUUCAGAGUGAAAUCUCAUAACAUGAAACAAUCUCUUAAAGUCACAAUGAUGCCUGAUGCAAGCUUUCAUCAUUGUUUUGAUUAAUGAAUUGGCAGAUAUCACACAUACUGGAUAUGUUUGCUGCGUAGUCAUCAAGACUUUACACACUGAUCAGGCCCUAAUUCUGUUGCACACCAUUCAUUUUUUUAUUUUUCUGUCUGUGCUGUUAAUCACAGUCUUCUUAAGUGAAACAGUCUCUUCAUUUGCAAUUUUUUUUUCCAACCUGGUAAUUGUUGACAUUUUUAAAGUUUGAACUCCAUUCAAACACAGAGGUACAUUUAAUGAGUUUAAACUUUUUCUGGCAUGUGUGUCAUCGCAUAUUUAUUUUCAUACGUACACAUUUUUGUCAUUUUUCUUCUGUGAUCACCAACAUUCACCUUUGCUCCAUUAAAUAGUCUAGUGGCACUGAUGUAUUAUGUGUGUAAUAUACAAACUGCACAGUUGGUUCUGAUAUGCUGCUUUGAAGCAGGUUCAGAACAUUAUGUAAGCUCUCCUACCUUUACACAUACAACAUAUUUUGGUUUAAACUGCUUACAGUAUGCACGUUUAGCUUUCAUAGUCAUAUUAAUCAUAUCAUACAGAUUGUGAAUUUCCCCAUUGUGGGACAAUAAAGGAAAACUUAUCAGGAUAAAACUUCCUGUCAUGCGCAAAAACCUGCCUACAUGCAACAUGUCAGUUUAUUAUACAACGUGAAACAGCUAAAGUGAGUUUUCUUGCUAAGGAGUAAAGUCGAUUUCGAUGUAAAUGAAUGUCACUCGCAGUCACCUCAUCACCCUGUCUUUCGGUGUGUGCAACAAGCUGAAUUUUGAAGACUUAUUCUUAAGAGUGUUGUGUUUCCAUGGUAAAUGCAAGCUAAUGUACAGAGUAUCACGUGAACUGGUGUUUAGCUGAUUGAAGCCAUACUGUCGUCCAGCCUCAGGAUCAACACAUCACAUAACUGAAGGCAGUAACAAUGAAUUGUCAUUUAUGUAACUGAUGCAGAAAUUCGAUGGUGGACAAAGUAACAGAAACAUCUUUUGUCUGUUACAUUUUCCACAUGCGUCCAUUAUUACCCAUCAUGUAUACACAAAAUCUUAAAGUUCUUUUAAAUACCAAGUUCACUUGAGGGAUUGGCUUCAUUCAAGUCACUCACUCAAGUGGAAUUAACUUUAAUUUAAUGGCGUUACUUUAAAUUGUGAGAAAAAUGAUACACGAUGACCACAUAGCUCUAUUACAUUUAGUGUGUGUGCUCCCUGUAAUCCAUUAGUCCUUUGUUCUGAAAAAUGCUGAAUUUGGGGAGAAAAAUAAUAAAAUAAAACACACAGUACUGCAAAAACUGAAUUCUUAUCAAUUAUCUAUGCAAAGUCAUGUAAAAACUUGAGAAAAAUCCUGCAAUGGUGCAAAACAGCUCUCCUUUUACUGCAGAAAGUUACUAAGAUGCUACUACUUUAAGACUGUGUGGAUGCUUCUAAUGUAAGGGGACUUGUUCAACAAUACCGGGACCACUACACUGAGACACAGUCACACAUUGUUAUGACCACACAUAUGGUUAUGACACAUUAACAGUGUUUGUUAUUUUAACACUCUCAUGUUGAUCACCAUGUAAAGUAGCUGCAGUGAAAACUUCCAUGUGAUUCUAGCCUCGCCGCUUAAUCAACGAUAGUCAGGAUGCAUGUAGAAGAAUACGCGAAUGUGAAAAUGUGGCUAGCAGUAGACCGUUUCCACAGGCUGCUUUCAGCAUACUUUUGUUCCGAGGCAGAGACAUUUAGCAGAAGAUUCAUAGAGGUGUACAUAAAAGUUGAGAGGUCUUAAUAUAAUGUAUAGUUUGUCCCUUACUUGUGUUUUAUCCAGCAAUAGCUUACUAGAUUCAUUGCAUAGACACAGGAAAAAAAAAAAGAAAUGAGACUUGGUACUGAUACUGCACAGUCACACUCUCCACUGAAUGUCACUGACCAUCGUUUAACUUAGUUGCAAUAUUUUGAAAAGUACCCUCCAACUUUCUACCCAUUUUCCUUGUUUAUAUAUUGGAAUGGUCAAUAGAGUAUUUUUUAUAAUACUUUUGUUUUGAUAUUUUUCUCAAUUUUUAUAUGUGAUUUUCCUAAAAACAAAUGCCAGGACCGAUUGGUACUUCCAUGUGGACUGUGUACCAGGGCCAUAUCAGCAAAGCUCCUCUGAAAAGCAGCUCUGAUGGAGGACGGUUGCAGAAAUCCCCUGCAGACCUAAGAGGAAAAACUGUCCUACAUCAGCACCUCCUUUUCUGAGAUCUGAGCUGAUUUUUUUUUUCCUUUUCUUUCUAGUACCAAGACCAAAUUUGCAACAUUUGUGAAAACUUUGAUAAUGUUUUGAAAUGUUUUAGUCUGUGCUGUUUAGGAUUACUACCUGUAGGUUGUGUUGUGUUACUUUGUGUUAUUCUCUGGUUUCUUACUUAAUUUACUGUGUAUUGAUGUGGAAUGUAAAAUGUUGUGAUGUAGAAUAUAAUAAUUGGACUGAAGGCUAAAUAAACAAUAGAUAAAUGUAUGACUUCU
Scatophagus argus is the source of this 4476-nucleotide messenger RNA. It is a transcript of the gene lin7c, whose product is annotated as lin-7 homolog C (C. elegans). The coding region runs from base 213 to 818 and encodes 201 amino acids. Gene Ontology annotation, molecular function: L27 domain binding. The transcript has 5 exons. The record is from RefSeq and is a predicted model, not a curated record. Gene Ontology annotation, cellular component: synapse; basolateral plasma membrane; cell-cell junction. Gene Ontology annotation, biological process: maintenance of epithelial cell apical/basal polarity; neurotransmitter secretion; protein localization to basolateral plasma membrane. Lineage: Eukaryota; Metazoa; Chordata; Actinopteri; Scatophagidae.